ACUUUUCGCGCCAUAUGUUCUUAGACGCAACGCGGUCAUUUGUUGACAAAGUGGAUUUCUGAAUUAUCCCAAUUGAAAACGUAACAUGAGCGAUACAAGUCCACCUUUAGAUGAUUCGAAUGAAAAUGAGAAGCGUCCACAGUUUGGCACACGUCUGCUCAAGGAUAACGCCGACGUUUUUAAGCACAACGCCUGGGACCACGUGGAAUGGGAUGCAGAGCAGGAGCUAGCCGCCCAGGCGGCAGUCGAGAAGAAUUCAACUGUUAAGAUGAGCGAUGAUCAGCGGGAACGCUUUCAAUCGGAUGCACCCAAGUUCUGGGACUCGUUCUAUGGCAUACACGACAAUCGUUUCUUUAAAGACCGUCACUGGCUGUUCACGGAAUUUCCCGAACUGGCGCCCAUGGCGAACAACGAGCAUUCACAGCCGCGCAGCAUAUUCGAGCUGGGCUGCGGCGUCGGGAAUACCAUUUUGCCCAUACUCCAAUACAGCACGGAAUCCCAACUGCGUGUAUAUGGCUGUGACUUCUCGGAACGUGCCAUAGAAAUCCUACGUAGUCAGCCGCAGUAUGAUGACAAACGCUGCGAGGUCUUUGUUAUGGAUGCCACGCAGGAGCAGUGGCAGGUGCCGUUCGCGGAGAACUCCCAGGACAUUAUCGUCAUGAUCUUUGUGCUGUCGGCCAUUGAGCCGUCUAAAAUGCAGCGUGUGCUGGAGAACUGCUAUCGCUAUCUCAAGCCAGGAGGUCUGCUGGUCUUUCGGGAUUACGGACGCUACGAUCUUGCGCAGUUGCGCUUCAAGAGCGGCAAAUGCCUGGAGGAUAAUUUCUAUGUGCGAGGCGAUGGCACUAUGGUAUAUUUCUUUACGGAACAAGAGCUGCGCAGCAUGCUGACCCAAACAGGGCUGGUGGAGGAGCAGCUUUUAGUGGACAGGCGGUUGCAGGUUAAUCGUGGACGUUGUCUCAAAAUGUACAGAGUAUGGAUACAGACAAAGUUUCGCAAGCCGCUGUAAAAUCGAAUUCUAAACCAGAUAUCAAACUAUCGCAUUUGAACUCGUUAGGACAAGAAGACGAAAGCUACUCGUUAGUUUUUAUAGCACGAAGCUUUUGCAACUCGUCCUUAUUGAGCGAGCUUUUUCCCCAAAUACACAUAACAGUUAGAAAAGCUGCAAGUUUUCGCAGUUGGCUAAAAAACGUCGUAAGUGAAAAUUUUCUUUGUGCUGCGCAAAUGUAUAUAAUUUAUUAUUUAGUUAUAUUUUAACUCCAGAACUAUGUGUUGACACAGUCCAAAUGCAAAGACAUUGGCUUGCAAAGAAAGUUGCGAAAUAGUUCAAUUAAAGCUCUUAAAUUGACUUGAACCAAAAA
Molecule: messenger RNA, 1358 nt
Organism: Drosophila montana
Lineage: Eukaryota; Metazoa; Arthropoda; Insecta; Diptera; Drosophilidae
Gene: Mettl2
Product: methyltransferase-like protein
Exons: 2
Coding region: 86-1006 (306 amino acids)
Molecular function (GO): tRNA (cytidine-N3)-methyltransferase activity
Source: RefSeq, a predicted model, not a curated record